GACGUGCAUAUGGUGCGCGGAAAUCUGACGCAACGUGCGUGCUGUGCGUGCCCCUGUAGUUGUGAGUGAGAAACCCCGAGCGCGAAGCUGCCAACGCCCGGCACAGACACACAAACAUCAGAACGAUACGAUCUUGUUGAAUGAGAACAGUGGAUUCUAACAGAGAGCAGCUAUGCAGACGAUUAAGUGUGUUGUAGUGGGGGAUGGUGCUGUUGGUAAAACAUGUCUCUUAAUUUCCUAUACAACCAACAAAUUCCCAUCGGAAUAUGUACCAACGGUCUUUGAUAAUUAUGCUGUAACGGUUAUGAUUGGUGGUGAACCAUACACCCUAGGAUUAUUUGAUACUGCAGGUCAGGAGGAUUACGAUAGGUUGCGACCUCUGAGUUAUCCUCAGACAGAUGUGUUUCUAGUCUGUUUCUCUGUCGUUUCACCUUCUUCUUUUGAAAAUGUUAAAGAAAAGUGGGUACCAGAGAUCACUCACCACUGUCCAAAGACUCCAUUCCUCCUGGUUGGGACGCAGAUUGACUUGAGAGACGACCCAUCAACAAUCGAGAAACUCGCCAAGAACAAACAGAAGCCCAUCACCCCUGAGACUGCAGAGAAACUGGCCCGGGACCUGAAGGCAGUCAAAUACGUGGAGUGCUCUGCCCUCACGCAGAAAGGACUAAAGAAUGUAUUUGACGAGGCGAUAUUGGCAGCCCUGGAACCUCCUGAGCCCAAGAAGAAGCGCAAGUGUGUGCUGCUAUGAGCGCCUCCCUUCCUCCUCUCCCUUCCCUGCGAAGCUGUGCUCAGCUUUUUAAUCUAAGCAAUGUUUAAAAACGAACAACUCAGAUUUAUUCUGCAAUAAAGAUGACAAAUUGCCCUUCACACACAAGAAGUGUGUGACAGUUAGCCUACCCAUACAACCCUCUUCCUUUUAAUGUAACAUUGUACUGGUCCAGAUAUAUUUUUGUUAAUGAUUUAUAUCAGAUACACUGAUCUGUACUAUUUUUUUUUUUCUGUUUUUAUUUUAAGAACCGCCUGCAGUGAUUCAUUCCUUUGUAACAGUUAAUUGUUUUUUUUUUAUUAUUAUUUGUGAUAUUGAUCCUAAGUGCCACAUUGGAAUGACCAGGGACUGAAGCAUAUACAGCUUAAAAGGUUAAUUUUCUAUUUGACCAGUUAAGAGAGAUGAUUUAAAAAAAAAAAAAAAAAAAAAAAAAAAAAAAGUGGGGUAGUGAAUCCAUUCUUGCCAUCCGUUAUUAAGUUUGGCUUUUUUGAAGAGGUCUUUGCCUGCCUCCCCUCUGCACUCAAUACCCUGUAGACUGAUUGAUUGGUAUUCAAUUGUUGAACAGUGGUAAGAUUGGAACAAGUCACUGUAAAGGAGGCUCUAACAGUGUUCAGCUGAGUUUGAGAACAGAUCAGUGGUGUUAAACACUGUCUUCCCUUGCAGGAUAGUGCUGUGCCCAGCAAGCGCAUAAGCACUUCUGUAUUCCUUAACUGAUCCAGGAGGUGUGUAGGCUUGGGUUUCAAUUAUAGUAGUUUCUUAGCUUUACUUGCUGAAUAAAUAAGAUUUUAAUGAA
Messenger RNA from Acipenser ruthenus (sterlet), 1559 nucleotides. Its product is annotated as cell division control protein 42 homolog. NCBI's taxonomy places the organism in Eukaryota, Metazoa, Chordata, Actinopteri, Acipenseriformes, Acipenseridae. The transcript has 6 exons. Bases 173 to 748 code for a protein of 191 amino acids. The record is from RefSeq and is a predicted model, not a curated record. Gene Ontology annotation, cellular component: dendritic spine. Gene Ontology annotation, molecular function: GTP binding; GTPase activity. Gene Ontology annotation, biological process: modification of synaptic structure; small GTPase-mediated signal transduction.